Drosophila hydei is the source of this 2185-nucleotide messenger RNA. It is a transcript of the gene Mfe2, whose product is annotated as peroxisomal multifunctional enzyme type 2. The coding region runs from base 252 to 2042 and encodes 596 amino acids. The transcript is spliced from 3 exons. The record is from RefSeq and is a predicted model, not a curated record. Gene Ontology annotation, molecular function: oxidoreductase activity. Lineage: Eukaryota; Metazoa; Arthropoda; Insecta; Diptera; Drosophilidae.
CGAACAAUCUGGCAAUAUAAAAAUUGAUGUGAACCUCUGUCCAUAAUCCAGUUUUUGUUUUCAUUUUGCAACAGGCUUAUCGAUAAUUUUAAGUGCCCUUUGUACCGGCGAUACAAAGAUAAUUCUUCACUUAAACAGCCAAUACAUGAGAUAAAGCCGUCUCACAGCGCCGUUGACAGUUGAUUGCAUCGGUAUCCGAAUUGCAGAGAACAAGUUUAUAAAACAAACCGGUGUCUACCUAUAUACAGAAAAUGUCUUCAGCAGCAAAGUUGCGUUUUGAUGGACGUGUGGCCAUUGUUACCGGCGCUGGAGCUGGUCUUGGACGAGAGUAUGCAUUGCUGCUGGCAUCCCGUGGCGCCAAGGUGGUGGUCAAUGAUCUGGGUGGCAGCCAUGUGGGCGAAGGUGCCUCUCAACGCGCAGCCGAUGUGGUUGUCGAGGAGAUCCGCAAGAGCGGCGGGGAAGCAGUCGCCGACUACAAUUCGGUUAUUGACGGUGCAAAGGUCGUCGAUACGGCAAUCAAGGCAUUCGGACGUGUCGACAUUCUGAUUAACAAUGCUGGCAUAUUACGUGAUCGCAGCAUUGUUAAGACCACGGAUCAGGAUUGGGACUUGGUGCUCGAUGUGCAUCUGAAGGGCAGCUUUAAAUGUACACAGGCCGCCUUUCCACACAUGAAGGCCCAGAACUUUGGACGCAUCAUAAUGACAGCGUCCAACUCGGGCAUAUACGGAAACUUUGGACAGGCCAACUACUCGGCUGCCAAGAUGGGCCUGGUUGGACUCGCCAACACGGUUGCCAUUGAGGGCCAGAAGAAUAACAUUCAUUGCAACAUAAUCAUUCCAACAGCAGCCAGCCGCAUGACUGAAGGUAUUCUGCCCGACAUACUCUUCCAGGAGCUGAAGCCCAGCCUAAUUGCGCCCGUUGUUGUCUACUUGUGCCACGAGUCCUGCGAGGAUAAUGGCAGUUAUAUUGAAAGCGCAGCCGGCUGGGCCACCAAGGUGCAUACGGUGCGCGGCAAGGGAUGUGUGGUGCGACCAUCGAUAGAGGAGCCGUCAACGUUGGAGUACGUGCAGAAUGCUUGGAACAAGGUGACAGACAUGUCGCAAGCAGCGCAUACCAAUUCCAUUGCCGAGGCAUCUGGUUCCCUGCUGCAAGUGCUAGAGAACCUGAAGUCCGGCGAUAAGGAUGCCAUCGAGGAUAGCUUUACGUUCGGCAACAAGGAGCUAAUCCUUUACGCUCUGGGCAUUGGCGCCUCAACAAAAAAUAGCAACGACAUUCGCUUCUUGUAUGAGAACGAUGGCGACUUUUCGGCGAUUCCGUCAUUUUUUGUACUACCCGGCUUGAUAUUGACCAUGACCAGCUCACUGGUCUCCACGGCGCUGCCCAAUAGCGGCGCUGAUCUGACCAACAUUCUGCACGGUGAACAGUAUUUGGAAAUUGUUGACGACCUGCCCACCAAUGGCAACCUGGUGACCAAGGGCAAGGUAUUCGAUGUCAUGGACAAGGGCUCCGGUGCCGUGGUUGUGACCAGCUGUGAGUCAUACGACGGAAACGGUCGCCUUCUAGUGAAGAACCAAAGCUCCAUCUUUGUUGUUGGCGCCGGCAAGUUUGGCGGCAAAAAGCAGCCUAUUGCCGGUGUUGUGCCACUGGCUGCCCCACCCAAGCGGUCACCAGACUCUUCCAUAGAAUACAAGACUAGCGAAGAUCAAGCUGCACUCUAUAGGCUCUCCGGUGAUCUAAACCCAUUGCAUAUCGAUUCGAACUUUGCGCGCCUAUCCGGAUUCAAUACACCCAUUCUACAUGGACUUUGCACUUUGGGAUAUUCCGUUCGCGCUGUGCUAAGCAAAUACGCCAAUAACAACAGUGCGCUAUUCAAGGCGGUUAAAGUGCGCUUUUCUGGCCCCGUUCUGCCCGGACAAACUCUCAAGAUUGAGAUGUGGAAGGAGGGUGCACGCAUCCACUUCCGAACUAUAGUCGUGGAGACUGGCAAAGAGGUUAUUUCGGGCGCCUAUGUCGACCUGAAGGACUCGAAAGCUAAAUUGUAAAAUCAAUUUCUGAAGCGAGGCAAUCAUCGUAGACAUACAUACACACACUUAUAUAUAUAUAAUAAUUUUACAACAUAACCAGGCGGUGGUACAAAAAUAUUGCAAUCAACACAUUUAUAACUCUACUAAAUGUAACUGUUAUU